GCCUGUGAGAUUAACGCAACCAAAGAACCAAUUUUCAGAUUCUCCAGAAUUCCCCUCGCUCGAUGUCAAGAACCUGUCGAUCUUAAUUUCUAGAUAUUGUUAGGGUUUAAUUUUGUUGGCAGAUAAUCAGAGAAUGGUUAAAUCAGAGAAUCCAAAGAGGAGGGUGGCAUUUGUGCUAAUUGAUGGAUUGGGAGAUGUUUCUCUGCCAAGGUUUGGUUACAAAACCCCUUUGCAAGUUGCCAAUAUACCAAACAUGGAUGCCAUUGCUUCUGCGGGAAUCAACGGCUUAAUGGACCCUGUCGAAGUGGGAUUGGCUUGUGGAAGUGACACAGCACACCUUUCUCUAUUAGGCUAUGAUCCGAGAGUGUAUUACCGUGGGCGAGGUGCGUUUGAAUCAAUGGGCGCCGGGCUGGCAAUGUCUCCUGGAGAUAUUGCAUUUAAAUCAAACUUUGCAACCCUUGAUGAGGAAAGUGGAGUAGUUACCAGCAGGAGGGCUGAUCGGCAUUUUGAGGAAGAAGGGCCCGUUCUUUGUGCAGCAUUGGAUGGAUUGAAGCUGCCUCAUUUUCCUCAAUACGAAGUUCGAGUUAGAUAUGCAACUGAGCAUAGAUGCGGCGUGGUUGUUAAGGGCCCGAAAUUAAGUGGGAACAUUUCAGGAACAGACCCGUUGAAGGAUAAUCGCCUGUUAUUAGAAGCUAAACCACUGGAUGAUUCCGAGGAAGCGGAGAACACAGCUGCAGUUGUCAACGAGUUAUCAAAGGAGAUAUCUCGCAUAUUGGUUGCGCAUCCAUUGAACACUAAACGAGCCGCGGAGGGGAAGAAUAUUGCUAAUGUAGUCCUUCUACGAGGCUGUGGCAUUCGAAUUGAGGUUCCUCAUUUUGAAGAGAUACACGGUCUAUGGCCGUGUAUGGUUGCUCCUACUAAAAUCAUUGCCGGAUUGGGUUUAUCUCUCGGCAUUGAUAUCCUGCAAGCUCCGGGGGCGACUGGGGACUACCGAACCCUGUUGACAUCGAAAGCAACGGCAAUAGCCAAAGCACUCUCGGCUCCUUACAAUCCAUGCCCGAAUGUAUUUGUGCCUGGGGAAGAUGAACAUAAGCCCGGCCGGUCAGAUGGAUAUGAUUUCGGGUUCCUUCACAUCAAGGCAAUCGACGAUGCAGGUCACGACAAAGCGACCGUAUUCAAAGUUCGAGGACUCGAAGCCGUCGACCGUGCCGUCGGGCAGCUUGCGAAGCAGCUGUGGCAGGCGGAGGAAGCGUCGGGGGGAGCGUAUCGGUACUACAUAUGCAUCACCGGCGAUCACUCGACUCCCGUCGAGUAUGGCGACCACAGCUUCGAACCGGUCCCGUUUUCGUUGUGCCGUCUCGAAGAUUUCGUGGGCGCCGCCGGCGGGGGAUCCCGAGUGAUGGAAACUUCCCUCGACCCGUUCCCGCUUCCGGCCGUCGAACCGGGUGAGGAUUUGGCGUGCGAUCCUCCGAGCCGACAGGGUGGCGGCGGAAGUUGCCGGCGGGCUUAUGCCGGCGACAACAUCUCGGAGUUCGAUGAGACGGCUGCGGCGAGAGGGCUGCUCGGACGAUUUCCCGGCGGGGAAAUGAUGGGAAUCAUCAAAGCUUUUGUGAAGCUCUGAGUGUAGAAUCUGCUUCGCGCCAUAGGCUUCUGGAAAUGGAGCUGCAGGUAGGUUUUAGAUUCAUCUUUGGCUGCCAUAGUGACGAUGAAAGAAGAAGAAGAAGAAGAAGAAGAAGUACUCUUGAUCUAAUUUUAUUUAUGGCUAUGGGAAGGAAUGUUUUGGAUUUCUAAGUAUUUGAAAUGAUAAACGUUGAUUUUAUAGAUUGCAUUUAAAUAAAAAUUGGUAUGGUAUAUUAAAAUAUAGUAUAGAUAUUUGUAUUCUAGUAAAAAUA
Messenger RNA from Andrographis paniculata, 1892 nucleotides. RefSeq lists its product as uncharacterized. The transcript has 6 exons. The coding region runs from base 134 to 1621 and encodes 495 amino acids. The record is from RefSeq and is a predicted model, not a curated record. Gene Ontology annotation, molecular function: metal ion binding. NCBI's taxonomy places the organism in Eukaryota, Viridiplantae, Streptophyta, Magnoliopsida, Lamiales, Acanthaceae.